CCCAGUUAAAUGGCGGCCCCCCUCUAGUCUCUCUCUCUCUCUCUCUCUCUGGGUUUGCUGGUGCUUUCCUCUGAGUGCUAAGUAUGUCUGGGGAAGAGGAUGAAAAUGCUGCUGAGCUCAAAAUUGGUGAUGAAUUUCUGAAGGCAAAGUGUUUAAUGAACUGCGAAGUAUCCUUGAUACUUGAACAUAAGUAUGAACAGCUUCAACAGAUGUCUGAUGAUCCAUUGAAUCAAGUUUCUCAAGUAUUUGAGAAGUCAUUGCAAUACGUUAAACGCUUCAGCCGUUAUAAGAAUCCUGAUGCUGUCAGACAAGUUAGAGAAAUUCUUAGCAGAUAUCAAUUGGCUGAAUUCGAGCUUUGUGUUCUUGGCAACCUUUGCCCUGAGACUGUAGAGGAAGCUAUUGCUAUGGUACCAUCCAUUAAGAACCGAGGACGUGCUCUCGAUGAUGAGGCGAUUGAGAAGAUGUUGAACGACCUGUCGCUGAUAAAGAGAUUCGAGUAGCGGCCCCUUUGUGCUAGAUGACCGCAGUUGAGAGGGAGAACAGAUGAGUUGCCAUAUUUUGCAGUGUAUACAGAUUGGGCAAAUGACGAUAUAAAAUUGUCAUCGGACGUCAAGCAUUAAACCAAACGAAGUUUGAAUUGAUGAUGCAUGUUGCGUUGCAACAGAUUUAGCGUUCUCCUGGAUGCAAACUGUGAAUUGGUGCUGUUAUUGCUGUGGCAGUGCAGCAGAAUGA
Messenger RNA from Rhodamnia argentea, 732 nucleotides. Its product is annotated as DNA-directed RNA polymerase II subunit 4. NCBI's taxonomy places the organism in Eukaryota, Viridiplantae, Streptophyta, Magnoliopsida, Myrtales, Myrtaceae. The transcript is spliced from 7 exons. Gene Ontology annotation, cellular component: P-body; RNA polymerase II, core complex. Gene Ontology annotation, biological process: nuclear-transcribed mRNA catabolic process, deadenylation-dependent decay; mRNA export from nucleus in response to heat stress; positive regulation of translational initiation. The record is from RefSeq and is a predicted model, not a curated record. Gene Ontology annotation, molecular function: nucleotide binding; translation initiation factor binding. The coding region runs from base 84 to 500 and encodes 138 amino acids.